UUUGUUGUAGCAGGAGCGACACAGCUUCUAGUUUCACUUUUAUCGCUAAAAAUAGAUUGACAGACGAUUUCGGUGACUUGAUGGCGUCGGCGAUUCUGCUCAGGAAUUGCCUAAAAGCAGUAACAUGUGGGGUACAGCAAGGAGGUGUCCAAGUUCAGACGGCACACAUGCUACACACUACUGAUCCCAACUCGAUCUUAUCUUCACUAUGGAUGAGGCUCCUGGGGGUCAUUAAUCAGGUUUAUUCCUAUCGUAUCAAAGAAGUAGGACCUGACAGGGCAUGUGCAGAAUGGCUGGUCAAAAAUGGCGGUGCUGUCCGAUGGGUGGGAUCCCCAAAUCACACUGAGACUGACUUUAACAGGCUGCCCCAGAACCUAGGCCUAAAAAUUGAGGAGAUCAUUUGUGAUGAGGCUGUUGUGCUACCAAAUGGCUUUGGAUAUUUAGCUGGAUUGAAGCAUGUAAAAAAGUUUACCCUACAUAAGUGCACCUUCGCGUCAGAUAGCAUGUUAUCCUACUUGUCUUGUCACCUGACCGACUCCCUCGAACAUCUCCAGAUCAGCAGCUGCCCUCGCAUCACACAGUCCGGUUUAGACCAGCUUGAACAACUCAAGAAGUUACAAUCUCUCUUACUGUUUGACUUGAAAAGGAUCGAAGGCAAGUCUGCAUGUGUUGAACAGCUGAAAAAGAAACUGCCCUCCGAGUGCCAAAUAGACUUUACAGAUGAACCUAAACCUAAAUAAACACAGGAUGAAAAGCAGGAUCAUGAGAGAGUUUGUGAACAAAGUUUGACAUUGAUAAAUUUGCAAGCAUUAUCCUGAAUACAACACUUAUACUGUUGUCAAUUUUUGCCAUCAAAUUGAUAUUUGGUGUUUUAAGACAUCUUUGUUUUUUUCGAUGUUGUUUCAUAGCACUUAAGAUGCAAGUGACUCUUAACGCCUUUUUUUGUUGAACUACUGUAAACACGGAAAUUUAGGCGAGGGGGAAAUUAAAGCUUAUUACACGUAGUCCUUUUGAUCGCGAAAAUUUCCCCUUUGAUAUCAAUUUGCAUGAUCUCGAACUACAAAUAAAGGUGGAUCGAUCACGAAAA
Molecule: messenger RNA, 1087 nt
Organism: Pecten maximus
Lineage: Eukaryota; Metazoa; Mollusca; Bivalvia; Pectinida; Pectinidae
Product: ATP synthase subunit s, mitochondrial-like
Exons: 6
Coding region: 81-740 (219 amino acids)
Source: RefSeq, a predicted model, not a curated record